Messenger RNA from Equus quagga, 2859 nucleotides. RefSeq names its product interleukin 22 receptor subunit alpha 1 (gene IL22RA1). The transcript has 7 exons. Gene Ontology annotation, molecular function: protein binding. Bases 67 to 1812 code for a protein of 581 amino acids. NCBI's taxonomy places the organism in Eukaryota, Metazoa, Chordata, Mammalia, Perissodactyla, Equidae. The record is from RefSeq and is a predicted model, not a curated record.
CUUCCCAGCCCUCCCUCCGUGCUCGGCCCACAGUGGAAGCCCAAAGAGGGCUCUGUGCCCGGCCCAAUGAGGAUGCUACUGACCAUCCUGGCUGUGGGAUCCCUGGUCGGUGACGUUGCUGAGGACACCUUGGAUCUUCUUCAGCACGUCAAAUUCCAGUCCAGCAACUUUGAAAACAUCCUGACGUGGGACAGCGGGCUGGAGAGCGCCCCAGACACGGUCUACAGUGUCGAGUACAAGACGUACGGAGAGAGAGAGUGGCUGGCAAAGGAGGGCUGCCAGCAGAUCACCCGGAAAUCCUGCAACCUGACCGUGGAGACCGGCAACGUCACAGAGCUCUAUUACGCCAGGGUGACCGCCACCAGCGCAGGGGGCCGGUCAGCCACCAAGAUGACCGACCGCUUCAGUUCACUGCAACACACUACCAUCAAACCACCUGAUGUGACCUGUAUCCCCAAGGUGAGAUCCAUCCAGAUGAUUAUCCAUCCCACCUCCACGCCCAUCCGCACAGGGGACGGCCGCAGGCUGACCCUGGAGGACAUCUUCCAAGAUCUCUUCUACCGCUUAGAGCUCCACGUCAACCAGACCUACCAAAUGUACCUUGCAGGGCCGAAGAAAGAAUACGAGUUCAUGGGCCUGACCCCUGACACGGAGUUCCUUGGGACCAUCACGAUCUCUGUUCCAACCUGGUCCAAAGAGAGCGCCCCCUACGUGUGCCGAGUGAAGACGCUGCCAGACCGGACAUGGACCUACGCCUUCUCAGGUGCCAUCCUGUUCUCCACGGGCUUCCUCGUCGCAGGGCUCUGCUACCUGAGCUACAGAUAUGUCACCAAGCCGCCUUUGCCUCCCAACGCCCUGGACGUCCAGCGUGUCCUGACCUUCCAGCCUCUGCAGUUCAUCGAGGAGCACAUCCUAAUCCCCGUCUUUGACCUCAGCGGCCCCGGCGGUCUGACCCAGCCUGUCCAGUACUCCCAAGUCAAGGUCUCUGGGCCCAGGGAGCCCCCAGGAGCCCCACGGCAGCACAGACUGUCUGACGUUGCCUACCUUGGGCAGCCGGACAUCUCCAUCCUCCAGCCCGCUGGAGUGACACCUCACCAGACACUCUCCCCCCUGUCCUAUGCCCCGCAGGCUGUCCCUGACGUCAGGCCCCCAUCCUACGCACCUCAGGUGACCCCAGAAGCUACACCCCCAUUCUACACUUCACAGGCCAUCUCUGAGGUCCAGCCUCCCUCCUACACCCCUCAGGCCACUCUGGACAGCUGGCCUUCUUCCUAUGGGAUAUGCGUGGAAGGCUCCAGCAAGGACUCUCCACCUGUGACACGCUCUGGUCCCAAACACCUCGGGUCUCUAGAUCAACUCCAGAAAGAGUCACUAGCUGGAAGCUGUAUCUCAGAUGGCCUUUCCCUGCAGGGGGUGACCUCCUUGGCUAUGGAGGACCCCCAAGAACCAAAAUCCUUCCAGCAGCAUCUGGGGGUUCACACGGACAGCACACCUGACCCUGAUGUGCUACACAGAGGGGAACCAGGGCCAGCAGGGUACCUAACGAGCCAGCUGCCCCUCCUCUCCUCUGUCCAGAUCGAGGGCCACCCCAUGUCCUUCCCUUUGCACACUCCUUCCCUCCCAUGUUCCCCUACAGACCUGGGUUCAAGUCCCUGGGGCCUGCUGGAGUCCCUCGUGUGUCCCAAGGAUGAGGAUCCAGUGUCGGAGACUGAGGCCAAGAGCCUAGCCCCUCGGGGCUCAGAGCUGGAGCAGCCUGUGGAGCUGGACUCUCUUUUCAGAGGCCUGGCCCUGACCGUGCAGUGGGAAUCCUGAGCGGAGAAUGGGCAGGCCUGGGGCUUCUUCCUUGUCCCCAUCCCAAUAUCACAUCCGUAGCCAUCACUCCCACGCCCAACCAGGCUGCACACUCUGCAUCCCAGCCUCAGGUGGGUGCCCUGGAGAGAACCAGAGGCAGGCAGACGCUGGGCCCUGCCAUGGCUGAGCUCCCGUUGGAGCAAAAAGACAUGAUGGGCACUCCAGCCAGAAGAGUUCCAGGAGUGCUUCGUGUGCAAGUGAGCAUGUGCAAAUGUGUGCACACAGAGCCCUGCAGGGCGUGACAGGACAGUCAGAGUGUGGAGAGUCAACGCAGGGAGACUUCGGGCCCCAGGGCCCCAGCUCCCUGUACGCUGGACACAAAGUUCUCCGGGAGCCCACCUCGCUUCCCCCAUUCCCGGCCAGUUUUGUAAUCUAGUGUGACAGAGAGUGAGGUCUCUGCCUCCUCUGUGAUUCCCCAAAGGUGAGAAAAGGAGUCUAGAAAAGGACGCCUCAUAGCAGGCUGGGCAGAACCAGAACAACCUGCACGUCUGCCAAGGCCAGAGGCUGCAAGACGGCGAGACUCCAGGGCGGGGCGCGGCCUGGGGUUCACUCCCAACCAGGCUACUGCCUGACGCUGCACCAUUUCAACUUCAUUCCUCUGCCAGAGGCUUUGCCCCGAGUGAAAUGCAGGUCCAACUGGGAGGGAGAACAUAGAAGCCUUUUCUGCCGGCAGCCAUUUCAGACCCUGUCUGGAGAGACGGGUUUAAAAGGAACAGGGCGCCCCCCGGCCUUGGAAGGAGACACAGCAACAAACUGUGCUUCCUUCAUGAUUUUAGAAACCCAGCCGUGGGUUCAGCCCAUCUGGGUUCAAGUUCCAACCACACUACUGACUGGCUGUGGGACUUCAGGCAAAUGAAUCAGUGUUCAAAACCUCAGUUUUCUCAUCCGUAAAGUGGGGAUGAUAACACCUACCUCACUGGGUUGCGGUGAGGAAGAAAUCACAUGGUGUCUGUAAGGGCUUAAUGGUGUCUGGCACAUGGGUGGCGCCCAAUAAAUGUAGCUACUUCC